GUGCUGCUCCCGUGAGCCUUCGCGUGCGCGCGCGCUGCUGCUGAUAAGGCACGCGCCGACGGCUCGCGAAGCGCCUCGUGUGUUCCGAAAACGGCGCGAGUGGGCUGUCGUGCGGGGAAAGUGAACGAGAGGGGUGUGUUCGCAGUCAACGGGGGGUUGGUGAAGGGGUUGCGUUACCUUCGCGAGCCCUUCGCACCGAGGGUCGCAAGGGCUGUGCGCGCCCGCCGCAGACAACCGCCUGGCGUACCGCGUUCCGAUAUCGCCUGCGACGAGAACCGAGUUCCCGCAGAACGCUUUUCGGGAUAGUUCCCGCACGAGCACGAUGAGCGACGAGACCCGGUCCAACCUCACCAGGGAAGACCUGGAGCAGAUGCUGGCCACGGCGAUAUCCGACCACGAGGUCACCAGCCUGACCCAGCCGGGCGACAACAUGGGCAGCGUGCUGCUGGCGGUGAAAGUGACCUUGAAGACGGGCAAGGUGUUCUCCCUGGUGGCCAAGAUGUACCCUGAGAACGCCGUCGCCGUCCAGGUGUUCAACAGCCCGGUGACGAUGCGCAAGGAGAUCGACAUGUACACGUUGGUGGCGCCGGAGUUCCAGCGGAUCCAGGAGGACAGCGCCGUGCCGCCGCCCAGACGGCUGGACGUGUUCUGCACGUGCGUGGCGGCGCGGGCCUCGCGCAGGGCCGGCGACGACGGCUCGCGUCUCGCCAACGACAGCUCCGUCAUCCUGUUGGAGAACCUCAAGUCGCUGGGCUACUCCUGCACCGACCGCAUCGCCGGCAUGGACCUCGAGCACGCCGAGAUGGUGGUGUCGCAUCUCGCCCGGUUCCACGCCACCGCGGUCGCCAUCAAGACCACCAAGCCCUUGCUGUUCAGGAACAAGGUCGCGAAGGCGCUGAACCCGGUCAAGGUGAGGCUGGACGACCGGGAGUUCGAGUUCAAGAUGGUGGACGGGUUCCUGGAGGCGCUGGGCCGGAAGAGCCCCGUCGUGCUCGAGAACGCCGAGAAGCUCGCGAAGAUCUUCCGCGAGGAGAUGGAGUACAAGUUCAGCGACGACUUCCGCGCGCCUCUGGAACCCUACGCCACCAUAACGCACAACGACCUCUGGACCAACAACAUCAUGUUCAGGCACAAGUCGUCCAAGCCGGCGCAGCUCAAGUUCAUAGACUUCCAGCUGCCGUGCCUCGGGUCGCCGGCGUCGGACCUGCUCUUCUUCCUCUUCACCAGCACCGCGGACGGGAUCGUGGUGGAGCACUUAGACCGCUUGCUCAAGUUGUACCACGACAGCUUCCUGCAGUGGCUGGGCGUGCUCGGGUGCAGCACGAAGAAGUACUCCUGGGACAGCUUCGUGAGGGAGCUGAGCAUAUUCUCAGUCCAGGAGCUGCAGCACAUCCUGUUCAUGUUGAACAUCGUGAUGAUGCACAAGGAAGAUGCGGAAAAAAUGUCGGAGGAUCUUCGUGAUGACAAUUUCGGUGGACCUCCUGAAUUGAACGAUGACCUCGUUCAGAGAGCGUCCCAAAUUGUGAGUGUCUAUGCUGAGAGAGGUUGGCUUUAAAAAAUGUUUAUUUGUUUAAAUAAAUAAAUUUGAUAGUUUAA
Molecule: messenger RNA, 1596 nt
Organism: Bacillus rossius redtenbacheri
Lineage: Eukaryota; Metazoa; Arthropoda; Insecta; Phasmatodea; Bacillidae
Exons: 3
Coding region: 323-1555 (410 amino acids)
Source: RefSeq, a predicted model, not a curated record